UCCUCUCCUCCCUCCAUUUCUAUGGUUUUUUCAACUUCUCGGAUUUGGUCUUCCUUUUCUUCCCCCGUUUUGCAGUUUCUUUGUUUUUAUUGGAACUCCCCCAACAAACGAGAAAAACUCCACCGUUUUUCCCAUAUUCAAACCACCCCCCUCUCCUCCUUCAACUCCUCUGUAUAUUCAUCACCUUCGUCCGUCCGUUUUUUCUUCGCGACCCUCUUCGAUCUGAAUCGACGCUCUCCUCUCAGAUCUGAAAAUGAAAUUUUGAAAACUUGGUUUGAAUCAAUUAUUGUUCAGUAAGUUUGAUUGUGCUGGGAUCAUGGACAAGGAACAUCCUAGUCAAGAUUCUAACUCUCCACAAACUGAGAAGGAAAAGGGAAAUGCAACUGGUGCUCCCAAUAACAAUGAUCAAGAUGAAAAAUUGGAUGAUGAAGCAGUCAUGCACAAGGAAGACACUAAUAGGGAAGAAAAUAGCUCCUCAGAAACUGAGAAGGUAGAGCAAGGUGGAGUUGAUAAUGUUGUUAAGACGGUUCAAGAUGAAAUUUCAGAAAACGUAGAAGCUCCGAAUGAUGUCAAGGCCAGUGCAGAGCAAGAUGAUCAAGAUGGACCAUCAAAAAACCUCGAAGCUCCAAGUGAUGUCAAGACCAGUGCCAAGCCAGAAAGUGACAGUGGAAAAGAUUUGUCUGACAAGAUGAAUGGACAAAUAGACGUAGAAUCUAAAGUUCAAGCGGAAAAGGCAGAUAAGGCCCACAAACAAGAAGACACUGGUGAUGAAAAGAACGACGAGGGGAACUUGGAGCACAGGGCUAAAGAAGAAGUAAGCCAAUCUAUGAAGGAAACUGAAAAUAUCAGUGAGGAAAAGGAAGCUGAGCCCGUUUUUGAUGGAACAGAAGUUCCAGGAAUGGAAAGUGUUAGGUCUACAUCUCUCCGCUCUUUGGAUCUUGAUCCAGAAACUCAAGGAAGCAUUUGGCCGGAUAAGGCAAUGGCCAUUAAGAACUUUGUCAUGGACAAGAGUGCAGGUGCAGUGUCCACCGUCUUGCGUCGCCUUUCUGGAAAAAAAGGUGAUGAUGAAGAAGUCGCUACUCAGGAAAAUAAAGAGGAUGUAGAGUCCCACCAAGAAGUUAAAACUGAAGAAGCUUCUCAAAAAGCAUCCGAAAAAUUUGCGUGGAAUCCUCUUGGCUAUUUCAAGUUUACUAGAGAUGCUGAUGAUGAAAAAAUGGAGCAGCAGGAGGUCGUAAAUGACUUGCUACAACCUAUCGUAGCAAAAGGUAGAAUCAUUCUUUACACACGACUAGGUUGCCAGGAAUGCAAAGAGGCUAGGCUGUUCUUGUACAGAAAGCGGCUUAGGUAUGCUGAAAUUAAUAUCGACGUUUAUCCAAGUAGAAAGCUGGAGCUGGAAAAGAUUAGUGGUUCUUCAGCUGUUCCAAAGGUCCUCUUUAAUGAGAUACUUAUUGGAGGUUUGAAUGAGAUGAAAAACUUGGAUGACACUGGCAAGCUCAAGGACAAGAUUGAUUAUCUAAUCGCUGAGGUACCAUCGCCUGAAGCUCCUUUACCGCCACUUUCAGGCGAAGAUGACGAGUCUAACAGUGGGGUAAUUGAUGAGCUGGCCCUUGUUGUUCGGAAGAUGAAAGAAUCAGUUCCUGUCAAGGAUCGAUUCUACAAAAUGCGUAGGUUCACUAGCUGUUUUCUUGGUUCAGAAGCUGUAGAUUUCAUAUCGGAGGACCAAUACCUGGAAAGGGAGGAGGCUAUUCAAUUUGGCAGAAAGCUCGCCAGCAAACUUUUCUUUUAUCAUGUUCUUGAUGAGAAUGAAUUUGAGGACGGUAAUCACUUGUAUCGAUUUUUGGACCAUGACCCGAUUGUAUCAACACAGUGUUACAACAUUCCUAGAGGUAUCAUAGAUGUGAAGCCAAAGCCCAUAAUUGAAAUAGCAUCGCGAUUGAGAUUUCUGUCCUAUGCAAUCUUUGAUGCUUACACCUCAGAAGAUGGAAAGCAUGUGGACUAUAGAAGUAUUCAUGGAAGUGAGGAGUUUGCAAGGUAUUUGAGAACUGUGGAGGAACUCCAGAGGGUAGAAUUGCAAGGCAUGCCUAAGGAGGAGAAGCUUGCCUUUUUUAUUAACCUCUACAACAUGAUGGCAAUCCAUGCUAUACUGGUGUGGGGUCAUCCAGCUGGAGCGCUGGAACGAAGGAAGUUGUUUGGAGAUUUCAAAUAUGUUGUUGGUGGAUGCACCUAUUCACUUUCGGCCAUCCAAAAUGGUAUUCUUCGGGGCAAUCAGCGACCGCCUUACAAUCUCAUGAAACCGUUUGGUGCCAAAGAUAAACGUUCCCAGGUGGCUCUUCCAUAUCCAGAGCCUCUUAUUCACUUUGCACUUGUAUGUGGCACUCGGUCUGGACCAGCUCUUCGAUGCUAUUCACCUGGGAAUAUUGACAAAGAGUUGACAGAGGCAGCUUGUCUUUUCUUAAGAAGUGGAGGAUUCUAUUACGAUUUGAAUAACAAGGUUGCCUCUGUCAGCAAGAUCCUUAAUUGGUUCCGUGUAGAUUUUGGGAAAAACGAGUUGGAAGUGGUUAAGCAUGCAUCAAACUAUCUAGACUCAAAGGACUCGGAGGCACUACUGGAGAUGCUUUCGACCAAUCAAUUGAAGGUGACCUACCAGCCAUAUGACUGGGGAGUGAACUGCUAAGCUUCAUUCUUUGAGUAACUUUUGUCUAAUACUCACACCUUCCCCUGUUAUGAACUCAACAGAGUGGCAGAGUUUUUUUCUUCACCUUUAAUACAUAGCUUCCCCUGCUUUUAAGUUGCAGUGGUGAAGAGCUAAUGUUUUCGGUUUUCGCCGAGAUGGGAAUAGAAUCAUGUUUUGUGA
This is a messenger RNA of Eucalyptus grandis, 2854 nucleotides long. RefSeq lists its product as uncharacterized. NCBI's taxonomy places the organism in Eukaryota, Viridiplantae, Streptophyta, Magnoliopsida, Myrtales, Myrtaceae. The record is from RefSeq and is a predicted model, not a curated record. Gene Ontology annotation, biological process: intracellular signal transduction.